Molecule: messenger RNA, 2591 nt
Organism: Stylophora pistillata
Lineage: Eukaryota; Metazoa; Cnidaria; Anthozoa; Scleractinia; Pocilloporidae
Product: guanylate-binding protein 6
Molecular function (GO): GTPase activity; GTP binding
Source: RefSeq, a predicted model, not a curated record
CGAAAAUGAAAGUUAUCCGUUUUGGCCUUUGUAUCUUCUAAGAAAAGUGAUCACGCCACUUCUGCCAAUCAAUAAUAUAUGCUGUCUGUAGCCAUUGUCAUAGGUUUCUCGUUAUUUCGGGAAAGUACCUUUCGGGGAAAUUGCCUUUGAUAAAGCACUAUUGCGCAUGCAUGGUCUUAGAAAGAGAAACUUUUCCUGUCGAAGAAGCUGCCGAACUCAUCAUUAUUUCAAAGGGAAACAUUUGCCAAUUUAUUUUACAGCAAGAAACUUUUGAAGCGUGCCUCUUGCUUCGCUGCCGUUUCGACUAGUAAACUGAGAGAAGUUUAAAGCCUAACGUCUUUCAAUACUACGAUGACUGAACAAUGUGCAGUUCCUCUUUGUCUUCCAAACAACUGUAAAUGGGACGAGCAGACUGGGGAGUACAGCAAGAGCGGUGGCGCAAGAGAAAGCCUUUGUGUUGUUGAAGCAGCCCUUGAGAGGCUCAAGGGUAUCAAAGGUCCAGUCUGUGUGGUUUCAAUCGCUGGACCUUGUCGCAAAGGAAAAUCGUACAUCUUGAGUAGAUCAUUCGAUCAGGGAGAAGUGUUUCCUCUUGGUCAUUUCCUGGAUCCGGAAACCAUGGGAAUUUGGAUGUGGAUUGUUCCAGAUAAAUUCAAGGACUCCAAUGGACAGGAGUUCACAGUGGUUUUGCUUGACUCUGAAGGCAUAGAUGCUGUGUCAAGUGGUGGAUCAGACGAUCACUGUAUUUUUACACUGACCAUCCUUCUUGCUUCUGUACUGAUUUACAACUCUGCUGGUGUACCGACCAGGACUGAUCUGGAUGGACUAGACUUUAUCGUAAAACUUUCUCAGCGAAUUCAGCUUCAUUCGUCAACACCAACGACUGAUCCAGUCAGUGGCGGAAGCCUACAAGCUGAUGCGAAUCAGUUUCAUAAAACAUUCCCCUCCUUCAUCUGGUUGCUAAGAGAUGUCGUGCUAUAUCUUCCAAAGGACUGUCACAGUAUCAAGGAUUACUUCCUGACAAGGGUUUUCAAGCCUGACCCACUCCAAGGCAACCAACCAAACCAAGUGGCAGAGAGCAUCUUGAAGUUUUUCCCUGGGUUUGAUGCUUUCAAGCUUCCACCGCCGUCAUCAGACCCGGAAGUGGUAACGAACCUUAACAGAGACGAGGUGCAGCAAGACGUGAACAAGCCAUUUAUCCGAGGAGUUCAGGAUUUCAGGGCAAUGCUCAGGUCUAGGCUAUCCCCUAAGCGCAGUUUUAACGAUGGAGAACUCGUAACUGGCGAAGCUCUUGCAGCUCUCGUUAAUAUUUACGUUUCCGCCUUGAACACUCCUGGCACGGUGCCCAGUGUGCAGAGUGCGUGGGAGAUCUUUGUGCACACUAAGUGCACUGAGGCCAAGCUAGCCGCUUUACAGGUGUAUGAAAGUACAAUAACGUCAGAGCUGGAUGGCUUACUGCCUUGUGACAGCGAUAAAAUACGUCAGGUCCAGGAGAGAGCCAUUGAAGAAGGCAUGAGGAUUUUUCAGGAAGAAACUAUUGGAGUAUCUGCCUCGAGUAGCGAGAAGUAUUUGGAUGAGCUCAUGGAGAGUAUGAACGAAGCAUUGAAACGGUGGCAGAAUGAGAACAAUCGACUUACGAAAGAACAAUGCCAUAAACUGUUGAGGGCUUUGAAAGAAGAACAUUUAGACCCCGUUCUAAGGGAGCUCAGUGGCAAGGAUGGAGCGUCAGUCAGCUUCUCUCAGAUUAUUGGAGGCUACUCAGCAAUUGAGCAGGGAUUUACACGUGACGCACGAGGAGCCAAGGACAUUUGUGCUCAAGUGUUUUACGAGUUUCAUCCGGAAAUGCAGGCAGAGAUAGAAAAAUACAUGGCGUAUUUACAACAGCUGAAGGACUUCGACGAGUCUUUGGCUUUGGAAAGACAAGAAAAGGCUCGUCAGGAGCAGGAGAGACGACGAAUCGAGGAAGAGAAUGCUCGGUUAGAGGAGGAGCGGCGUGCGAAAGAAAAGGAGAUGGAAAUUCUGAAAGUUAAACAAGACGAAGAUAGGAGACGGUUGGAAGAGCAGUUCAAAGCGGACAUGGAAGCCCAAAGAGAGCAAAUGCACAACAUGAUGACAGCAAACAUGGAAGAGCUGCGAAAGGAUCGAGAGGCAAUUGUCGAGCAAAAUCAAACCCUUAAGGAGAUGAUGGAGCAGAUGCGGCAGUCAAUGGAUAAAAGAAAUGACCAAAUUGCCGAGCUUCAGAAGCAAAUUCUUGCUCUAGCGAACAGGCCACCUCCCCCAACAUCCAUAUCAAUUUGUGUUAUUUCGUAAAAGCACGAACAUUCGGCCUUCCCCAGUACACCUAAAAUUGCAUUUAUUCAAAAAGGGCGGCUGGUGAUGGAAUGAGCGACUACAACCACAUAGGGAGCUAUAAAAAUCCUAUAAGUUGCAGUAGAAUGCCUGUGAUAUAAAAGGCUACUGUUAAAGUCAUUAGAUAAGUAUUAUUUAAGUUACUUGCAGUGAUUUCAAAGCUUAUUCGCCUCUUGAAAACUGUGAAGUAUAUCUAUGUUGUAACCGACUUGAUUGCAUUAAACAAGUGUCAAAGCAAAAACGUC